Molecule: messenger RNA, 930 nt
Organism: Lontra canadensis (Northern American river otter)
Lineage: Eukaryota; Metazoa; Chordata; Mammalia; Carnivora; Mustelidae
Product: olfactory receptor 7D4-like
Biological process (GO): G protein-coupled receptor signaling pathway
Cellular component (GO): membrane
Molecular function (GO): olfactory receptor activity; G protein-coupled receptor activity
Source: RefSeq, a predicted model, not a curated record
AUGGAAGCAAGAAAUCAAACAAGUGCAUCAGAAUUUUUACUCCUGGGAUUUUCCCAAGACUCAGUGCCUCAACCCCUUCUCUGUGGUCUGUUCUUGUCCAUGUACCUGGUCACCGUGCUUGGGAACCUGCUCAUCAUCCUGGCCAUCAGCUGUGACUCCCACCUCCACACCCCCAUGUACUUCUUCCUCUCCAACUUGUUUGCUGACAUAAGUUUCAUCUCCACCACGGUCCCUAAGAUGCUGAUGAACAUCCAAACACGGAGCAAAUCCAUCACCUAUGCAGGCUGCAUCACCCAGAUGUAUUUUUUUAUGGUUUUUGGAGGUAUGGACACGUUUCUCCUCACUGUGAUGGCCUAUGACCGGUUUGUGGCCAUCUGCCACCCCUUGCACUACCCAGUCAUCAUGAACCCACAGCUCUGUGGCCUCCUGGUUCUCAUGUCCUGGUUCAUCAGCUUGUCAUACCCCCUGACCCAGAGUCUGUUGAUACUUCAGCUUUCCUUCUGCACCAACCGGGUAAUUCCACACUUUUACUGUGAACUUGCUAAGGCCCUCACGCUUGCCUGCUCAGACACAUUGGUCAAUCGUAUCCUGCUAUAUAUCAUAACUAGCCUUCUUGGCAUCAUUCCCUUCUCUGGGAUCCUUUUCUCCUAUACCCGUAUCACCUCCUCAAUCCUGAGAAUCCCAUCAACUAAUGGGAAGUACAAGGCAUUUUCUACCUGUGCAUCUCACCUGUCUGUGGUUUCUUUAUUCUAUGGGACAGGCCUUGGUGUGUAUCUCAGUUCUGAUGCAUCUUCCUGGAGGGGCAUGAUUGCCUCGGUGAUGUACACUGUGGUCACCCCAAUGCUGAACCCCUUCGUCUACAGCCUACGGAACAGGGACCUCAAAGGGGCUCUACAAAAAGUUUUGGGGAGAACAAUCUACAUUCAGUGA